GAAGCGAGUGGUGGCGCUUCGGCGGAGGGGACCUUGGUUGGCCGAGCGGGAUCGCUUACCGGCCUGGCGCCGCCCGAAGCGAGAUGAAUAUAGAAGCAGAACAACAUCUUCUCCAUAGUGCUAGAAAUGGAAACUCCGAAGAAAUCCGGCAACUGUUGGAAACCCUGAAGAAGAAAGAGGUUGCUUUUAAUAUCAACUGCAAAGGCAGAAGUAAAUCUAAUUUGGGAUGGACUCCUCUUCAUCUUGCAUGCUACUUUGGGCAUACCAGUGUUGUGAGGGACUUGCUGAAGGCUGGUGCUGAAGUAAAUGUGCUAAAUGACAUGGGAGACACUCCAUUGCAUCGUGCAGCUUUCACUGGACGCAAGGAGGUGGCUAUGCUGCUUUUGGAAUAUGAUGCUGAUACUUCCAUUGUUAAUGGGAAUGGGCAAACUGCAAAAGAUGUUACACAUAACAAAGAAAUAAGAGAGAUGCUAGAAGCUGUGGAAAGAACCCAAGAAAGAAAACUCGAGGAAGUCCUCUUAGGAGCUGCAAGGGAAGGCGAGACUGGAAAGCUCACAGAACUGUUAAACAGGCCAAAGCCUCCUGACAUUAACUGUAUAGAUCAGAUGGGAAACACACCACUGCAUUGUGCAGCAUAUCGGGCCCACAAGCACUGUGCUUUGAAACUACUCAAAGCUGGAGCAGACCCCAAAAUAAAAAAUAAAAAUGGUCAGACACCCUUGGAUUUGGCUCAAGGAGCAGAAAUGAAACACCUACUUGAAGGGGGAAUUGGGAAGGUGAUCAACAAACCUCUGAAACGAUAUGAAGGUCUACUAUGGAAGAGCUCAAGAUUUUUUGGCUGGAAACCUUAUUGGGUAGUACUGGAACAUGGAGUCCUGUCCUGGUACCAAAAACAGGUUGAUAUAGGAAAUCGUAACCGCCGUCAAGGAUGCAAGCACUUAACACAAGCCAUUUGCACAGUAAAAAGUGCAGAUGGUUGUCUAUUCUCUAUCAAGUGCUUUGAUAAUACAGUUCACAGUUUUAAAGUCCCCAAGACCAAUCCUCAACAAUCAAGAGAGAACUGGGUGCAGGCUAUUGAAGACCAUUCAGCAUAUAGCACACACUACUGUACUCAAGAACAGUGGAGUGACAAUGAAGAAGAGGACGAUCCAGUAUCAGUUGUUGAGUUGCAAGACUCACUUAAAGAGGCACAGACAUGUCAGCAAAGACUAGAUAAGGAGAUUUCCAGUUUCGUCUCCUUCAUCAAGUCCUGUGACACCACUCAGGGUGUCCCCGUCUCAUUUCUCAAGAAAGCUGAAGUGGUCUCUGAAACGUCAAGAGAAACUUGUGAAGCCCUGAGUAACUGCCUCAAACUCUUCACUAAGCAAGAAGGGGUGAGGAAUCUGAAACUGGAGCACGAGCAAGAGAAAAACAAGAUCUUAUCUGAAGCACUGGAAACAUUAGCCACCGAGCACCAUGAACUGGAGCAGUCACUAGUCAAAGGAUCACCACCUCUGAGCAUCCUUAGUGAGGAACAAUUCUAUGAUGCUGUUUCAGAUUCGGAAUCCGAAAAAUCAUUGAGUGGAUUUGAAACUGUGACAACUUCUUCAUUAGAAGACAGUGUGGGUUCCAGUGAUACUAUAACAUCUGACAUGACUGAAGAGAAAAGCCGUAAAAGUGGAGAGACUUUGUCAAAUGGCAUCAAAAAACACAGGACAAGCUUGCCCUCUCCAAUGUUUUCACGAAAUGAUUUCAGUAUUUGGAGCAUCUUAAGAAAGUGCAUCGGAAUGGAGCUGUCCAAGAUUACUAUGCCAGUCAUUUUUAAUGAGCCACUGAGUUUCCUUCAGCGACUGACAGAAUAUAUGGAGCAUACAUAUUUAAUUCACAAAGCCAGCUCUCUUUCUGAUCCAGUAGAACGAAUGCAGUGUGUAGCUGCCUUUGCUGUCUCUGCUGUUGCAUCUCAGUGGGAACGUACUGGAAAGCCGUUCAACCCAUUACUCGGAGAGACGUACGAACUGGUUAGAGAAGAUCUUGGAUUCAGACUCAUCUCGGAACAAGUUAGUCAUCACCCACCCGUCAGUGCUUUUUACGCUGAAGGACUGAGUAAUGACUUUGUGUUUCAUGGUUCCAUUUAUCCUAAACUCAAAUUCUGGGGGAAGAGUGUUGAAGCAGAGCCCAAGGGGAUAAUAACUCUGAAACUUCUUGAACACAAUGAAGCAUAUACAUGGACAAAUCCUACUUGCUGUGUGCAUAACAUCAUUGUUGGCAAGCUGUGGAUUGAGCAAUAUGGCAAUAUGGAAAUAACCAAUCACAAGACUGGUGACAAGUGCAUGUUAAAUUUCAAACCAUGUGGCCUUUUUGGGAAGGAAUUGCACAAAGUUGAAGGCUACAUUCAGGACAAAAGCAAAAAGAAACUAUGUGCACUUUAUGGGAAAUGGACUGAUUGCUUGUACAGUGUUGACCCUGCUACAUUUGAAGCGUACAAAAAAAAUGACAAGAAAAACACAGAAGAUAAGAAAAACAAUAAACAGAUGGGUGGUUCAGAUGAACCAGAUGAGGUGCCUUUGCCAGAUUCUGAAACUGUGUGUGUUAUUCCUGGAAGUGUUUUGUUAUGGAGGAUAGCUCCAAGGCCAGCAAACUCAGCACAGAUGUACAACUUCACUACCUUUGCAUUGGCUUUGAAUGAACUGGACAAAGAAAUGGAAAGUGUUAUUCCUAAAACUGACUGCCGAUUGCGACCAGAUAUAAGAGCCAUGGAAAAUGGUGAAAUAGAUUUAGCUAGCGAAGAAAAGAAACGGCUUGAAGAAAAACAAAGAACUGCCCGUAAAAACAGGUCUAAGUCAGAUGAAGAGUGGAAGACGAGUCAACCAGUGGCCCUGGCUCCCAGGUGGUUUCAUCAAGCUCCUAAUCCCUACAUCGGUGGACAUGACUGGAUUUACUCUGGGAACUACUGGGACAGAAGCUACUUUAACUUGCCUGACAUUUAUUAAAAUGCAUUGGGAAGCCUGAGGCUAACACAAAACAAGUCUAAAUCAGUUUUCAGUGUUUUCCCUUGUUCCUAAAACUGACUUUUCAUUGAAUAUGCUGUUAAGUAGCUUCUGCAGCAGCUAUGGUGGCACAGGAUUGUUCCUUGGGAAGAAGCCUUUUUAUCACUCUCCCUAUAUUAAGUAAUAUAUACAUAUGUACUUACAAAAAUCAAUUAUGGGUGCUGUAUGCGGGAGGGACCUAGCCACGUUUGCUGAAGGAAGCAAUAAAAUAAAUAUUCAGUCACCCAGAAAUGAAACACCUUGUCUUUAGGUUAGUGAUAGCUGUGGUGACUUAAUGGAAGCUUGAGGUUUCUUAUGAGACAAAUACCAAAAGCACAUUCAUCAAAUGCAAUACUCCGCUGGCAUGAAGGGCAGGUCACUCUUGGGAAGUCUGUCUUAAUGUUUUACAUCGUAAAAUACUGGAUUAUGGAUAGUGAGGCUGGAAAUGUUACUGUCCCUGCACCAGCCACCCUUCCCCUCUUAACUCCCUGAGGUCUGAAAUAGGGUAAACUGGUAACAUCAUUCAGCAGUGUCUAUUCCAUGUUUAGUGCAGUGUUUUCGAAUUUGCUCUUUCAUGUCUUAUUACCAUGCUUGUAUGCCUAAGGAAUUAAGAGCCAUUUAAAUCUUUGAAAGUUGAAUUUGAACUAAGAUGAAGUAUUUUUUUUAAAAUCUGCAAUGCACUAGGAGAGCGAUGCCCAGCGCUGUCACAGGUGGGUGGGGAGGGGGAAUUGGCCUAAGGGGUUCUAGUGCACUUGGGGCACUUGCUGCCACCAGCAACUACUCUGGAAGGAAGUCGUCUGCAUUUCAAAGCCAGUAAGGCAGGUCUAAGACUACUGUACACAGCAGAUUUACCCCUUUCUUUGGGGUUCAUUGAGCUUUAUGGAAUUCUAUAUUUGUAUA
This is a messenger RNA of Gekko japonicus, 3905 nucleotides long. RefSeq names its product oxysterol binding protein like 1A (gene OSBPL1A). Gene Ontology annotation, cellular component: membrane; intracellular membrane-bounded organelle; cytosol. Gene Ontology annotation, molecular function: protein binding; cholesterol binding. The transcript has 29 exons. The record is from RefSeq and is a predicted model, not a curated record. The coding region runs from base 84 to 2969 and encodes 961 amino acids. NCBI's taxonomy places the organism in Eukaryota, Metazoa, Chordata, Lepidosauria, Squamata, Gekkonidae.